UCACUUUGCGGCUUCACUUUUUCGCUGCUGUCGUUCUGUCGUCGUUGUUCAUUCUCCGUUUCGUACGUUUGCGCGGCGCAGUCACUUUUAUUCGAAAUUGUGUCGACUCGGUCGCGAAUGUGUGAGUUGCUUGGCUUCGAAAAACCCAAACGAAAAUUUGUGCAAAACAUCCUGCGUAGCGGAAAUCGCGUUGCCAAGUCGUCGUGAGAAUCUCCUGUCGCUGGACGAACACGUCGUUGCCGUGCUCCUGGUUCAGCAGCGCAAAGAAAUCGUCGAUCGAGCACUUUGCGUGGAAGUGGAUUUUGCGUGAGCAACGAGUGAAGAAAGAAAUUCCUGUGUGGGCUCGGGAAAUUGUCCAAUUCGUUGCACUUUUCCUUGUGCGCAAGCAAAUUGCCGUCACGGAUGGAAGUGUUUUCAGGCAAAAGUGCGGGCAAAUUGUCAAUGAAAAGUGAUAAAUUCUUUGUGCGAUAGUUGUGUACCGUUUCCGUGGCGUUUAUUCCUGUCCGAAGAGUCCAAGCCGGGCCGUCCGCAGGUCGCCUGCCGAGAAGUCCAGGAGGAGGAAAUUCCAAGUGUGGUUGCUACUUUGCCGCAGGAAUCCCUGUGGCGUCGCAAGUGUUUCUGGUGAGCUCGGUCGAAUCGAGGGAAGCCGUCCGCAGCCCCCGUCGCUUUGUUUUUAUUAUUGUCCGAGAAGAGACGUGCGGAAUUUCAUGCAGUCACUCUGUUUUGGUCGUCCCGUUAUCGAACCGAACCCCCAGUUGCUGCUGACGUCGAGUCCGCUGCCGCAGUCGCCCUCGCAAUUCUGUUAGGAAACCGGAAAGCAGAGUCUCUGCAGGAACCCAGAAGCGCAUAUGUUAAGCGUAAACGCGUCUAAGCUGGAUUACCUUAAAACGGAGGAGAUCGGAUCAUUGCAGGAGAACAACCCCACGGCGGCCCACAACGUGAAAAUGGUGAAACGAUCACCAAGUUUUCAUUCAUAAAACCAAACCGGGUCAAGAAAAAUCUCUGAAAAUUUCCGGGAUACCACUAACAAAUACCAAAGACUAUGGAAUUGAUUUGUACGGAUGGUACAGAGUCGCCAAUUCUAGCGGAACCGGAUACAGAAGGCCACGAUAAACCACGUGUAAAGUAUGGCGAAUUAGUGAUCUUGGGAUACAAUGGGUAUUUACCACAGGGUGAUCGUGGCCGUCGUCGUUCGAAAUUUGUCCUUUACAAACGCACAGAAUCGAACGGGGUUAAGAGAUCUAAACACUACAUUGUGCAGUCUCCACAGACAUCAAAAGCUAUCUUGGAUGCAAAUCAACACUCAAUAUCAUACACAUUGUCACGUAAUCAGGCUGUUAUUGUGGAAUAUAAGGAAGAUUCAGAAACGGAUAUGUUUCAGGUUGGACGUUCAUCUGAGUCUCCGAUUGAUUUUGUUGUUAUGGAUACAUUGCCGGGCGACAAAAAAGAUGCAAAAGUUAUGCAAAGUACAAUAUCACGUUUUGCAUGCCGAAUAUUAGUGAAUAGAAAUGAAUCAUCGAAAGCACGAAUAUAUGCAGCUGGUUUUGAUUCAAGCAGAAAUAUAUUUUUAGGGGAAAAGGCAACAAAAUGGCAAGAUAAUGUGGAAAUAGAUGGUCUCACUACGAAUGGAGUCCUAAUAAUGCAUCCAAAAGGUCAAUUUUGUGGUGGCAAUGCAAAAUGCGGAUUAUGGCGUGAAUGUUCAGUUGGCGGUGAUGUUUUUAGCCUUAGAGAAUCGAGGUCAGCACAACAGAAGGGACAGCCAGUCUACGAAGAAUCGAAUGUACUUCAGGACGGAACACUUAUUGAUUUAUGUGGUGCUACGCUUCUUUGGCGAUCCGCGGAGGGCUUACAACAUUCACCAACAAAACGAGAUCUGGAAAAGCUCAUUGAUGAUAUAAAUGCCGGUCGUCCACAAUGUCCUGUUGGCCUCAAUACCCUAGUUAUACCGAGAAAAGUCAGCUUAGGAGAACACGUUAAUCAGCCAUAUGUAUAUCUUAAUUGCGGUCACGUUCAAGGUCAUCACGAUUGGGGCCAGGACAAAUCGACCGGAGCUAGACGAUGUCCGAUGUGCUUAGAAUUAGGACCAGUAGUUACAUUAUGUAUGGGUAUCGAACCAGCAUUCUACGUUGAUUCGGGACCGCCAACAUAUGCAUUUAAUCCAUGUGGACAUAUGGCUACAGAGAAAACUGUGAAAUAUUGGGCAAAUGUAGACAUUCCUCAUGGUACGAAUGGUUUCCAAGCAGUUUGUCCGUUUUGUGCAACGCCACUAGACGGUUCCCCCGGCUACAUCAAAUUAAUAUUCCAAGAUAAUUUAGAUUGAAUCAAUUGUUGUUAAGAUAAAGUAAUUCUUAAGUUUGGAAAUAAAAACAAAAAAAAAAUAUACAAAUUUAUAACAAUAAUAAAAAAAGAUAUAAAUCAACGUAAAAGAAAUUCAACCGAAGACAGAAUAAAGAAUUGCUCCUAAGUUAAA
This is a messenger RNA of Hermetia illucens (black soldier fly), 2470 nucleotides long. RefSeq names its product protein pellino (gene Pli). Gene Ontology annotation, molecular function: ubiquitin protein ligase activity; protein binding. The coding region runs from base 1043 to 2320 and encodes 425 amino acids. The record is from RefSeq and is a predicted model, not a curated record. NCBI's taxonomy places the organism in Eukaryota, Metazoa, Arthropoda, Insecta, Diptera, Stratiomyidae. The transcript is spliced from 10 exons. Gene Ontology annotation, biological process: protein polyubiquitination; regulation of Toll signaling pathway.